CUGCUGUCUGGUGGCCGCGUUCAAUAAAUAAAGUUGGCAGAAGCAAAGGGGGAAGUUUCCUUCUUUGCUUCGGAGCUGAAUAACACUGACAAGUUAACAGACUAGUAGCGAACGGAAAAGAAGACGGCUUUGUUUGUGUCAAAUACAGAAGAUGAGGACUUUGAUGGAUUUGUGGAUGAGGAUUGAUGAAAAAUAACCUAGUUCCUGGAUUCGCUGAAAUGACGUUUGAAGGUAGAAAAAAAGAGGCUACAAACUACAACCAGUCCUACAAGUCGAUAACAGAGCAGGACAGAGAAUGAUGGCACGUCUGCAUAAAACGUUAUUUCCUCCCCGUUCUGUUAUACGUAGCCAAGAUGGCAACAACUGAGGGCCGGAAGUGUCCAUCGCUGCACACUCCCCAUUUUCAGCGUUCUGAGUGCAACAUCUUGACCCUGACAGUGAACUGCUUUUUGACAUACUGUACUUCAUACUGUGAACUAACUUAUGCAUUCCAAAUGCUAUUUGUAAAUAUGGAAGUGUGCCAAUUGAGACAGCCUUAGUUUGCUAAUGUUAUUUCUGUUUCUUCACUUCCAUAUGUUUGUAUUGUUUCCUAAACUUGCUGAUAUUACUGGAGUUUUUUCCUCUCUCCAUACCAUAGUUUUACUUCACCUAUUGAUAUGAUAAAAGUUUCAGGUAUUAUUAUUACACAUUUCAUGACACUUUUGAUGCACGAUUACACUUUAUUUAAAAACUUUCAUGAAAAUGUAUAAGGGAUAUAAUUAGUUUAAUUAAGGAUAGAAAAAUGUUAAAAAUGGGAGGGACACUGUGAAUAUAUGUGUCAAAGUAUUUGUAAUAUUUAAUAAUAGUACCUGAUAGAAGCUUGUAUGGCAAAAUAGAAAAAAUUUAAAAUGUUUACGCUGCUGAAAUUUGACUCAAGCACUAGUAAAAUACAGGUCUAAAAAGUUACAAAAAAGUACAAGGAAAAAAGUAACUUUUAAGGUUGGUCUGCUGUGUACUGUAAGUCUUGCUCGUGUCUUGCUCGUGUUCUUUAAUGAAGUACUGUAACCCCAUUGAAUUUAUUUUCCUUUCUAUAGUUUUCUAUCCAAUGAAGGAUAUGAUGUAAAUGUAACGUAAUGCAUUACUGUAAAGAAAAAAAAGGGUACAAAUAUUUUUUUAAAAGCCCAAUUAAAGUAACGCGAGUAACGGAAUAGGUGGAAAUAGAAUGAAUCGGGAAGUGUUCUUGUUCCCUCAAUGGGCUCCUAAUUCUGUUUAACACUACAACUCCCAUGAUGCACCGUCAGCAGAAGAGCUGCAUUCUUGGUCGACUUGCUCACUUGACACACACGGCGAAUAUCUAACAUAACUACGUUGAAUUUUGAGACCCCGUCAAGCGUCAAGAAACAUUUUCCGCAAGCGAAUUUGUGUCCUGCCGGGUUUAUUGCCUUUAUCUGUCGACAUGGGCAAUGGAAUCAAUAAGGUCCUGCCUGACUUAUAUUUGGGGAAUUUCAGAGAUGCAAGAGACCGAGAACAGUUAGCCAAGAACAACAUCACCCACAUCCUGUCCAUUCAUGACAGUGCAGCACCCAUCCUCCAGGAGAUGACCUAUCUCUGCAUUUCAGCGGCCGACCUGCCCACACAAAACCUGACUCAGCACUUUAAAAAAAGUAUCAUGUUCAUGCAUGAGUCCCGACUGAAAGGAGAAGGCUGCCUGGUUCACUGUCUGGCAGGUGUGUCCCGCAGCGUCACCCUGGUGGUGGCCUACAUUAUGACAGUGACGAGUCUGGGCUGGAAGGAGGCUUUGGCCGCCGUGAGGGUGGUCCGUCCCUCUGCUGGUCCAAAUCUGGGCUUCCAGCACCAGCUGCAAGAGUUUGAGGCAACUCAAGUUGAUGAAUUGAGAGAGUGGCUUCAUAAGGAAUAUAAGGACGCUUUUAACGAUGAGGCUGAUAUACGGGAGCUGCUUGCCAGAGCCUCGAAAGUCAUCGACGAGAAGGCGGAAAACCAGGAAUCAACCCCACAGGAAGCCCUCUAAGAUCAUUUGGAAGGGCUGCCACCAUCUUGCUACACUGUGAAACCACCAAUCAAGUCUGGACUUUUGUCAUGACCAAGAACACAUCCAUGUUAAGAGCCAUAUGACGCAUUCAUGGUUUUUUGCAAUGAAUUGAUUGACAUUUCUGGUGCACUGUUGGCCUAACUUAUACAUUGUGUGCACUGUGUGUGUUGUUAAAUACUGUGGCACUCUGAAUUCAAAUUUGGAUAUAUUGAAAAACGUUUGUGAGUUUUAAUACUGGUAAGACUAAAGUGCUGUGUGCCGAUAAAGUGGUAGCCCUUAUUCCUGUUUUCUCAUGUGGAAGGGAGGUGAUGCAUGACAAUCAACAAAAACAUCAAGACUGUUUUUUCAUCAGACUGCGGUACAUAUCUUCAAAAUGGCUAUAAAUAAGCAACAUUGACAUGGCUUGCCGCUUGGGGGCAGUAAACGUAGAAAAAUCAUAUAAUUAUUCAUUUUGGGGCAAAAUUAGAGAUGCAUGAUGGUUCUUCAGCGUCCACUGGAGGGAAUCCCCACUGUAUGCUCUCGCGUAGCACCUGACUGCUGAGCAUCUUUUAUAUGAACAGUUCUCAGCAGCAAAUGUGAUGUCAGGCCCCUCCCCCUGCAAGUCAAGUGGUAAGAUUUAAGAAUAAGACACAGAGGAGAGUCCAUGCAGAGUGAAGGAACUCCUCUGGUCAAAAGGUAAGCCACUGUCUUAUUUGAAACAAGCAUUUCAAUUCUGUGACUGAAAUUGGUACCUUUUUUUUGUAUCUUGAGGAUAAAUGGUGUAGUGUGUGGUGCUCUCAUAUAGAGAAAUGACAGCCUCUGAUAAAAGUAUGACUAUUGUUGACAGCACCAGUCAAAAGAUUGGAGACACUUUUUCAUGCUUUUGAACGUCUUCAA
Dunckerocampus dactyliophorus (ringed pipefish) is the source of this 2905-nucleotide messenger RNA. RefSeq names its product dual specificity phosphatase 22b (gene dusp22b). Gene Ontology annotation, molecular function: protein tyrosine/serine/threonine phosphatase activity. Bases 1436 to 2008 code for a protein of 190 amino acids. The transcript is spliced from 9 exons. Gene Ontology annotation, biological process: transforming growth factor beta receptor signaling pathway; positive regulation of JNK cascade; protein dephosphorylation. The record is from RefSeq and is a predicted model, not a curated record. Gene Ontology annotation, cellular component: cytosol. NCBI's taxonomy places the organism in Eukaryota, Metazoa, Chordata, Actinopteri, Syngnathiformes, Syngnathidae.